UUCGUCCCACACAACAAAGCACAAACUACUCGCAAGUUCACUAGCUAGGAGUACGCUAGAAGCAAGCUCGUUGAUACCAGCUUGCCUCGAGGUUCUUGAUCUAGCGUCAGGGGGCAGAGAUGGACCGUGUGAUGAAGAUGGCGUCAGAGCGGGGGGUGGUGAUCUUCACCUUGAACUCAUGCUGCAUGUGCCACACGGUAACCCGCCUCUUCACCGACCUCGGUGUCAAUGCUCUGGUUCAUGAGCUAGACCAUGAUCCCAAGGGCAAGGAGAUGGAGAGGGCGCUCCUCAAGCUUCUCGGGAAGGGGCCACCCGUCCCAGCAGUGUUCAUCGGUGGAAAGCUUGUCGGCGGCACCAAUAAGGUCAUGUCUCUGCACCUUGGUGGUGAGCUGGUCCCCAUGAUACGGAAUGCAGGUGCCCUAUGGCUGUAGAGGGCAUUCUACACGGUCAAUAUAGUCGGAGGGAUGGAUAUUUACCGAGCCUAACUCUGGUACCACUCGGCAAAAUAAAUAGUCCAAGAGUGUGGAAGACAAGUUUUGGUAUAUAUAGAAUAACCUCAGAGCCUAAGUAGUAUGUCGAGAUAGGUAUUUUCAAGUCCUAUUCUGACAACAAAUUUUGGAUCACCAUAUGUGGUAAGCUUACCCCAAUCUAUGUAGUAAGCUAUGUGUAGGUUGCUUUUGCGCCUCUCUUCUUACCCCAAUCUAUGUAUCCAUCUAUAUUUUACUCACCCUUUUUGCACGUGCUAUAGAGCUAUUGGAUAUGUAUAUUGAGUGUCAAUUAUUUAUUAUAUCUGUAUUUUUUUAUCACGGAACCUCGUCAAGAGCAUAAUGUGAUGAUCCCAGUGAUUCAAAUGGAAGAAAGAAUGACACGAUUUAUAAUAAAAUAAAAUGCAUGGGAUGGGAGGUCAUAAUUAAUACUUUUUUGAUAGUGUCGGUUUGGUCAUAGUUCUUUUAAAAAUGCACGUUUAGGUCUCAUUUGUGGACUAAGUUGCCCAACAUUGUUCCUUCUCCCCCGAGC
Molecule: messenger RNA, 1017 nt
Organism: Aegilops tauschii subsp. strangulata
Lineage: Eukaryota; Viridiplantae; Streptophyta; Magnoliopsida; Poales; Poaceae
Product: putative glutaredoxin-C14
Source: RefSeq, a predicted model, not a curated record